CUCCUGUGUAUUCUAUAAAUACGACAUUUUCUUAUUGUAAUGUCAUCUUUCCUAGGGUCAGCUGAUCUGAGGAUUGUUCUGUUGGGUAAGACAGGAGCUGGGAAGAGCAGCACAGGCAACAGCAUUCUCAGAAAGAAGCUGCUCAAAUCGUCAUGUCGUGCAAACUCAAAUACAGCUAUAUGUGAGGCUGCAACCAACACUGUUGAUGGGAGGAAAAUCACUGUGGUUGACACACCAGGGUAUUUUUCUACUGAGUGCACUAAUGAAGAGCUAAAACCUGCCAUAGUCAAAUGCCUCGUAGAGUGUGCCCCUGGACCUCACGCUUUUCUUAUAGUGCUAGCUGUGGGGAGGCAAACAGCAGAGGAGAAGGUAACAGUGGAAGAAAUUCUGAAAACGUUUGGGGAGGAGGCUCUGAAGUACGCUGUUGUCCUGUUUACCCACGGAGACCAGCUUGACGACGACGUGACCAUCCAGCAGUUUGUGGAUGAAAAUGACCGCCUGAAAACACUUGUCCAAAAGUGUGGACACCGGUUUCAUGUCAUCGAUAACAAAUACUGGAAGAAUCCCACUGAAGGCCCCGAUGAUGAGAGAAGCAACGCUGUUCAAAUCAAAAAGCUUAUGAACACGAUUGAUCAGAUGGUGGAACAGAACGAAGGCAAGCACUAUACUAAUGAGAUGCUCCAGGAUAUUGAAAAUGCCAUUGAAGAGGACAUGGCAAAGGGAAAUACCAGAGAAAAGGCAAAACAGAAUGUAAUGGAUAUGUUUUUAAUCAAGACAGUAAGCAUAACAGUAGGGUUUCUGUAUGGUGCAUUUGUGGGUCUUGUACCAUCAGCUGCAGUUAAACUUGCUGCUGAAGUCAAAUGCAUUGUAGAGUGUGUUCCUGGACCUCACGCUUUUCUCAUCGUGCUGCCUGUGAGGAGACACACAGAGGAGGAGAAGAAAACAGUGGAAGAGAUUCUGAAAAUGUUUGGGGAGGAGGCUCUGAAGUACGCUGUUGUCCUGUUUACCCACGGAGACCAGCUUGACGAUGACAUGACCGCCCUGCAGUUUGUGGAUGAAAAUGACCGCCUGAAAACGCUUGUCUAA
Anguilla anguilla (European eel) is the source of this 1086-nucleotide messenger RNA. Its product is annotated as GTPase IMAP family member 9-like. The coding region runs from base 40 to 1086 and encodes 348 amino acids. Gene Ontology annotation, molecular function: GTP binding. The record is from RefSeq and is a predicted model, not a curated record. Lineage: Eukaryota; Metazoa; Chordata; Actinopteri; Anguilliformes; Anguillidae. The transcript has 2 exons.